Molecule: messenger RNA, 1290 nt
Organism: Microthlaspi erraticum
Lineage: Eukaryota; Viridiplantae; Streptophyta; Magnoliopsida; Brassicales; Brassicaceae
Source: the annotation of a GenBank genome assembly
AUGAACUCUUCUUUCUUGAAUCUCUUCAUCUUCGCCGCUGUUAUCUUCCUCCGGGGUUUUAAAUCUGGUAUAACCAAAGACCCUUCGGGUAUGCUCACCUCAUGGAAGAAAGGUACCGAUUGCUGCCCUAGGGACGGUGUCAGCUGCCGUAACAGCAACCGUGUCGUCGUACUCACUCUCCGCAUAGAGUCCGACGACGCCGGAAUCUUUCUCUCCGGCACUAUCUCGCCGUCUCUUGCCAAACUCCAUACUUUUACCUCGAGAACAACCGGUCCUCUUCCGGCCAACAUCGGAGCCCUAAGCAACUUAGAUACGUUAACCGUUAAAGGAAACCGGUUCACCGGUCCGAUCCCGAGCUCGCUAUCCAAUUUAACUCGGUUAAAUUACCUCAAUCUUGGCGGUAAUCUCUUAACCGGAGCUAUACCGUUAGGGUUUGCUAAUCUCAAGCUCUUGUCGAAUUUAAAUCUCGACGACAACCGUCUCUCCGGAACCAUCCCGAACAUUUUUAAAUCCAUGACAAAGCUUCGUAUCCUCACUCUCUCUCGCAAUAGAUUCUCUGGGAAACUUCCUUCGUCGAUGGCAUCGCUCGCGCAGACUCUCGCCUUCCUAGAGCUAAGCCAGAACAAUCUCUCUGGUUCAAUUCCAAGCUAUUUAUCAAGAUUCAAUAAGCUCGACACGUUGGAUCUCUCCAAGAAUAGGUUUUCAGGAGCCGUGCCGAAGAGUUUAGCCAAGCUGACUAAAAUUGCUAAUAUUAAUCUCUCUCAUAAUCUCUUAACCGAUCCAUUCCCUGUUUUGAACGUGACGUAUGACGUUUUAACUCUAGAUUUGUCGUACAACAUAUUUCACAUGGAAACAAUCCCGGAAUGGGUGAAGUCAGCGUCCAUUCUUAACUCAUUGAAGCUGGCCAAAUGUGGAAUCAAGAUGAGCUUAGAUGAUUGGAAGCCGAGGCAAACUGACCUCUACGUUUCCAUUGAUCUUUCGGAAAAUGAGAUCUCAGGGAGUCCGGUAAGGUUCUUGGAGAAAGAACAGCAGCUGCGGGAGUUUUGGAUGUCCGGGAACAAACUCCGGUUCGAUAUUGGGAACCUGAAGUUAACCAAGACGCUUGAAACGUUGGAUUUGUCAAGGAACUUAGUAUUUGGGAAGGUGCCGGCGACUGUGGCCGGACUAAAGACGCUAAACUUGAGUCAAAACCAUCUUUGCGGAAAACUUCCGGUGACAAAUUUCUCAGCUAGAGCUUUCGCCGGGAACGAUUGUCUCUGCGGCUCUCCACUUUCUCCUUGUAAAGUUUAA